Messenger RNA from Ascochyta rabiei, 663 nucleotides. Its product is annotated as Glutathione transferase. The record is from RefSeq and is a predicted model, not a curated record. Gene Ontology annotation, biological process: glutathione metabolic process. The coding region runs from base 1 to 663 and encodes 220 amino acids. NCBI's taxonomy places the organism in Eukaryota, Fungi, Ascomycota, Dothideomycetes, Pleosporales, Didymellaceae. Gene Ontology annotation, cellular component: peroxisome; mitochondrion. Gene Ontology annotation, molecular function: glutathione transferase activity; glutathione peroxidase activity. The transcript has 4 exons.
AUGGCACAGUCGAAGAUGACGUUGUACGUCGACAUUGUGUCGCCGUUUGCGUACAUUGCUUUUUCUGUCUUGGAGAACUCGCCGGUGUUCAAGCAGUGCGAUAUCAAAUACGUGCCUAUACUCUUGGGCGGCUUGAUGAAGCGCUGCGGCAACACGCCUCCGUUGGCGAUCAAAAACAAAGACAAGUGGAUAGAAACGGAGCGCACACGCUGGGCCAGCUACUUCAGCAUCCCCAUCUCGCGCGCGCCACCCCCAGGGUUCCCCAUCAGCACGCUGCCCGUGCAACGCGCGCUCGUCUCGCUCUCGCUCUCGCACCCGCAGUCGGUCGCGAGCGCCGUCGCGCUGUUCUACGAGAACACGUGGGUGCAGUGGGGCGAGCCCACCAAGCCGGAGAACCUGCUUGCGAUCCUGCGCACGCUUGUCGGGAGCGAUGAGGAGGCGAGGAGAGUGCUGGAGCGGGCUCAGACGGACGAGGUGAAGCAGGCGCUUACGCGGAACACGGAGCAGGCGUUUGGGCAUGGGGCGUUUGGGCUGCCGUACUUUGUUGCUACGAAUGCGAAAGGCGAGACGGAGGGGUUUUGGGGCGUUGACCAUAUGGGACAACUUACGGAUCAUCUGGGGCUCGAGAGGCCGAGUGGGAGGGGCUGGAAGGCGCUGUUGUAG